CUCGUGUUUCUUUCUUCCCUCUUUCAUUCUCUUCGUCCUUUUCUUAGAGGGAGGUCCCAAACUUCCCCUCCGUUCUUGGCAAACGACGCGACCAUCACCAAUAAUCAUGUCGUCGCUCGAAGCCAAGAUCGUCGUCCUCGGCGCCCAAGGCGUUGGGAAGACGUCGCUGGUUAUGAGAUACUGCAAGGGCGCAUUCAAUCCGGCUCAGAUCACUUCUACCGUCGGCGCCAGCUUUCUCGCAAAGCGCGUUGUUGACUCUGACUCGGAUACCGUUGUGCGCCUUCAGAUAUGGGAUACAGCCGGCCAAGAACGCUUUCGUUCUAUCUCCCGCUUGUACUAUCGUGGCGCAAACGCCUGCAUCCUCUGUUACAGCAUCACAGAUGCACAGUCAUUCGCCGAUAUGGGUGUAUGGCUCAUGGAACUUCGACGAAACCUCCCUCACGAUGUCGUUCUUCACGUAGUCGGUACAAAAGCCGACAUUGUCGCCCGCGAUCCCUCAGCCCGCCAGGUCCCAUUCGAACGUUGUAUCGCAUACGUCGCCGAGAACCUUGCCCCGGGCAUGGGCAGCACGCCGCCUCCGACCGCAACCCCUUACCACGUACCGACGCCUAUGUCGGGCGGUCAGGCAAUGUCUCCUCCAUCUAUGGAGCCUCGGAGCCCCAGCUCGAAGCGAAGCUCUGGGUUCUGGGCACAGGAGGUUGGCUGGGACGCUUGUCAUGAAAUCAGCGCCGAAACAGGAGAGGGUGUCGAGGAAGUCUUUCGUGUUGUCACCCGCAAGCUUGUUGAGCAGAACCGCAAGAUGCAGCAGGCCCUUCUAAUGGCCACUGCCAUCCCUGGUACACCAGGUUACGAAGCCGGCAUGGACGGAGGCUAUUUUGCAGGUGCAGACGCACGAGGGAGUUUCCGAGUAGGCCGCGAUCGUCGAAGUUGGCUCUUCUCGCCAGGUUUCUCGCCCGCCGUUACGGUCGAGCAGGCGGGAACCCAGGAGCAGACACAAGCAGACGGCUGGGAUCGAAAAGAGCGCAAGAAGUGCUGUUGA
Molecule: messenger RNA, 1039 nt
Organism: Fusarium verticillioides 7600
Lineage: Eukaryota; Fungi; Ascomycota; Sordariomycetes; Hypocreales; Nectriaceae
Exons: 2
Coding region: 107-1039 (310 amino acids)
Biological process (GO): intracellular protein transport
Cellular component (GO): endomembrane system
Molecular function (GO): GTP binding; GTPase activity
Source: RefSeq, a predicted model, not a curated record